UGGGCUCAUUUGAACACGCGCAAGGCGCAACUUCCUUUCAGUGUGGUUCAAAAAAAUAUCUGCACUCUUUGCUAUCUGGUAAAGUGGGCUAAUCUUUUGUCCGAGGCGGCCGUGUUAGUGAUUCGGUAUGGAAAUCCAGAGUAUUGAGCCAAUGACACUUGGCUCCCCAACCUCCCCCAAGCCUGGUGCUCAAUUUUUACCCGGGUUUCUGAUGGGAGACCUGCCAGCUCCUGUCACUCCUCAACCUAGGUCUUUUGGGUUGACAGGAGGUGGGGCAGAAACAAGGUCUCCUCUUCUGGCUGGUGGUUCUCCUCCACAGCCAGUGGUCCCAACACCUAAAGACAAGAGUGGAGCCCCUCCAGUCAGAAGCAUCUACGAUGAUCUCAACAGCUCCGGUGUGGGAAUGUCACCUCUUGCAGCUCGCAAACAACCAUUUGCUGGAGUGCAUACACCAUUGUCUGGUCUACCAGGGACACCAGGAACAGUCUCUAGUUUGUUUAGCCCUGCGGGACUGCAGAUGAAAACAACACUUUCCCCAGCUCAAGUAGAUCCGUUCUUCACACAAGGAGAUGCUCUGUCUUCUGACGACCAGCUAGAUGACACCUGGGUCACAGUGUUUGGGUUCCCUCCAGCAUCUGCUUCAUACAUCCUUUUACAGUUUGCACAGUAUGGAAACAUAUUAAAACAUGUAAUGUCUAAUACUGGAAACUGGAUGCACGUUCAGUAUCAGUCUAAACUACAGGCGCGGAAAGCUCUCAGUAAAGAUGGAAAGAUAUUUGGAGAAGCCAUUAUGAUUGGUGUCAAACCAUGUAUUGAUAAGAGCGUAAUGGAAAACUCAGACAAGGGCAGUUCUUCCAGUUCUGUCUUCACGCCCCCGGUGAAGGCUCGUGGGACCCCCAGUCACCCUGUAUCAACUCCCCGAUCUGUCAUGAGACCCCUCAGUGCGGCUUACAAAGCAUCCAGCAGUGACUACCAGGUUGUGUCAGAUCAACAGACACCAAAAAAGGAUGAAAGUUUUGUAUCGAAAGCAAUGGACUAUAUGUUUGGAUGGUAAUCUUUUACUCGCAGGGUCCUGAUGAAAAAGCUCUGAGACCACCAUCAACCUCUGGUGUGUUGACAUUGCUCUAAAAAACUGACAUUGGGUUUUUCUGAGCACAAUCAUUCAGUGAAUACAAAAGCACUUUAUCUCUAUGUUUGCGGACUGUUUGACAUUGCAUGCUCUUUUGCUGAAGAUGGACUCUUGAGAGUUUCACUUGGACUGCUUUCAGCUGCUGGUUUUGGAGUUGGUCCCACAAGUCUGUCCUCAAAAUCAUACAGAUUUAACAACUAAGUGUUCCAGGUCUUAAACAUGCCAAAAGAGGGUUCUGCUGGUAAUUUAAGGGGCAUAUCAUGUCAAACUCUCACGGGACCCUAUUGUACAAAUUCUGACAUUUUUACUUGACAGUUUGUGGUUAUGGUCUGCUUUAUUGAUCUCAUAAAAAUAUCAUUGAUUACAUUCAGCGUUUUGAUACCAAGACCUUAUUCUUCGAUAUGACCACAAUUUCAUUGGGUUAUAUACAUCUGUUUUUAGGUUAUUGUGGGUUUUCAUUUACUUUAGCAAAUAUUUUAAUGGGACAGAAAAUCUGUCUCCUUUUUUAGAAAUGUCUGAUUUUGAAAAUGCCUUUUCCAUUUAAUAAACAUUGUCUGAUUAGAAA
Pimephales promelas (fathead minnow) is the source of this 1694-nucleotide messenger RNA. It is a transcript of the gene nup35, whose product is annotated as nucleoporin 35. Gene Ontology annotation, cellular component: nuclear membrane; nuclear pore nuclear basket; nuclear pore central transport channel. Gene Ontology annotation, molecular function: structural constituent of nuclear pore; nucleic acid binding; phospholipid binding. Gene Ontology annotation, biological process: NLS-bearing protein import into nucleus; nuclear pore organization. The record is from RefSeq and is a predicted model, not a curated record. Lineage: Eukaryota; Metazoa; Chordata; Actinopteri; Cypriniformes; Leuciscidae.